Messenger RNA from Prunus armeniaca (apricot), 1557 nucleotides. NCBI's taxonomy places the organism in Eukaryota, Viridiplantae, Streptophyta, Magnoliopsida, Rosales, Rosaceae. The record is from the annotation of a GenBank genome assembly.
AUGUCUCAAGUUUCAGAAGAAAUGAAUAUUGCAAAGUUGAAACAAAAUGUGCGUGACCACCUGGAGAAGGUAUUCUUGGAGCAGGAUAAAGCCUUAGCCAAAUCUGAAGUUCAAAAGAAUGAUAAUAAGAAAAAGCUUGAGCAUAUUGAGGCACAGAAGAAAGAGCUCAUGAAAAAGCUUGAGCAGAGUGAAGCCAAGAAGAAUGAACUACAGGAAAAGCAUGCGCAAAGUGAAGCCCAGAAGAAGGAGCUUCAGAAAAAGCAUGAGCAGAGUGAAGCCCAGAAGAGGGAGCUUCAGAAAAAGCAUGAGCAGAGCGAGGCUCAGAAGAAAGAGCUUCAGAAAAAGCAUGAGCAGGGCGAGGCUCAGAAGAAAGAGCUUCAGAAAAAGCAUGAGCAGAGCGAGGCUCAGAAGAAAGAGCUUCAGAAAAAGUUUGAGCAGAGUGAAUCGCACAAUAAAGAUCUUCAGAAAAAGCUUGAUCACAGUGAAGCUCAGAAGAAAGAGCUUCAGAAAAAGCUUGAGCAAAUUGAAGCACAAAAUAACGGGCUUCAAUUUCGUAAGCAGCGUGAGAUACAACUAAUGAAACAAAUGUAUGGGGAAACUGUCUUAGAGAAAAGGAUGACUGAUGAAAAGAUGAUAGAGAAAAAGAAAGAAAAUGAGAAACUUCAUAGGAAAAUAAUUGAAUUGGAAAAGUUGUGUGAUCAAGACAAGGAUCAAGCUGAGGUUAAGGAUGUCAAGCAGGGAAAAACAGAUGAGGAUGAUGAGGAUGAGGAUGAGGACCGAGAGCAGGAUCAGGAUGAGGUUAAAGAUGAUGAGGAUGAUGAGGAUGAGGAUGAGGACCAAGAGCAGGAUCAGGAUGAGGUUAACGAUGAUGACGGGAAUGAGAAGAUGAAGGAAAUUCGAAAAAAGUUAAAGGAGACGGAAGAGGAGUUGGAAUAUGCUGAAGCUCAUAACCAUAAACUUAUUGCAAAGGAGUCUGAAUUAGAGGAGGCUCGUAAGGAGUUAAUCUAUGGAUGGGAUUCAGCAAGUCGUGCUUUUAUUGGCGUGAAGAGAAUGGGAGAGCUUGAAAGCAAACCAUUUCAAACUGCAUGCAAGAGAAGAUAUCCUAUGGAUGAAGCAGAUGACCAGGCAGCGGCACUAUGUUCUCUGUGGGAGAGUUAUCUUAGGGAUUCUUGCUGGAAACCAUUCAAAAGUACAAGGGUAGCCUUUCGUCAACAACCGAAGAUAACUAUUGAUGAGGGAGAUGAAAAACUGAAAAAAUUAAAGGACGAGUUUGGUGAUGAAGUCUACAAUGCUGCGACAACUGCCUUGCUGGAAUCGAAAGAGUAUAAUAGUCACCAUUGGAGGGAGGAGAGCAUCAUUAAAAGAGGGUGUCUCGUAUUUACUGAAGCAGUUGAAACUGCAGAAAAGGAGAAGAUCAAGCUGAAGGCAUUGUGGAAAGAAGGUGGAGUGCUUAAAGAGCUUUGGUUACUGUCAAGAGUCAACUGGCUGCUUCUUAAUUUUUAUAUCUGCGCUUCUUCUUCUAAACCUCACCCAUCUAGCAAGCAACCAAUGACCUAA